Ciona intestinalis (vase tunicate) is the source of this 1054-nucleotide messenger RNA. The record is from RefSeq and is a predicted model, not a curated record. Lineage: Eukaryota; Metazoa; Chordata; Ascidiacea; Phlebobranchia; Cionidae.
ACAAAUUUCACUGCUAGGAUCUUAUAUCCGUAUAGAAUGUUGACUGUUUAGUAAAACCUGUUGUUUUGAGAUACUUUUGUAUUUUUAUUAUGGAGCAAUUAACUCGGUCAUCUUAUAUACCGGUGUUGGAGCAGAAUGGAAAUCAGGGCGCAGGGCAUUCUAUUGUGGCUGCAAGGUACAGAGGAAAACUAAGAAAAUUAUCGAUCGCCCAACUUAUCAUUGGUUGCCUGAGCGUUCUCAUUGGUGUGAUUUUAUUCGUGUUUACAAAACUGGAACAAAAUACUGGGCGAUUAAAUAUCUUCACUGGCGAUUCUACACAAAAGAAGGGAAAGGAAUAUCUUAACAUUGGCGAGGGCAUUUGGUGUGGUAUUUGGAUAGUUAUUGCUGGAGCUUCAGGGUUGGAAGUCGGUGGGAAAACCAAUCGUCAUCAAAUCAUUGCGAACAUAGUGGUACAAAUUGUAAGCUGCAUAUUUUCCACUGUGAUGGUUGGGAUUUCAUUAUGGCUCAGUCUUGCCACCAAUAAAUUAUUCUUCAUUGGUUGUUGCAUCACUCACAUUAUACUUGGUGUCCUUGGGUUAGUGGUUUCAAUAUUAAAUGCAUUACUUACAAUUCAUAUUCAUUCAGUGUUGGGUGGUGGAGAUGGGAUUAGUUGCUGUUCACUAAAUAAGUUAUCGUUGGGCAGAGAUAUCGGGCGAAAUGAAGAUUUCUCGUCCUCACGACUUCAGUUUGUCAGAAUGUCAAUUCAAAAUCCUUCUAUUGUGUCACAAAAGACAGAAGCCAGGCAAACUCCUUCACAUCAUGGCCGUCCAAGCAUGGCUCAAAACCAUUACCAGAGUUCUGUACAAUAACUUCAAUAUUAUUAUUAAUGCUGUUUUAUAUUUGUAUGCACUUUCCAGAUUUAAUGAAUAAAUGUAUCUAAUUUAUCCUUGCGUGGUGGGAAACGACAGUCGUUAUAAAAAGGGUGUUUUGUGGACAUCAUAGCUGCUACCACCAUGUGUAAUUUUAUGGGUGAUUCAGGUGUUUUACUGUUUGCAAUACAUUAGUCUGUAAAUUA